Molecule: messenger RNA, 555 nt
Organism: Yarrowia lipolytica CLIB122
Lineage: Eukaryota; Fungi; Ascomycota; Dipodascomycetes; Dipodascales
Biological process (GO): iron-sulfur cluster assembly
Cellular component (GO): mitochondrion
Molecular function (GO): 2 iron, 2 sulfur cluster binding; 4 iron, 4 sulfur cluster binding; iron ion binding
Source: RefSeq, a predicted model, not a curated record
AUGUUCAGACGACUGUUACAAGCCAAGAGCUCGUUGCGGACUGUCCCCCGACUGGGCUCCCCGUCGCUACUGACACAAAGACACUUCACAGCAUCCGCCCGACGUCUUUUCGAGUUUCCCGAGUCGGUCCCCCGAGAGAAAAUCGAGGAAGAUGCCGUCACCAUUGUGAACCCCCAGAAGGACGACAAGGGACGACUCCUGCGUCUGUUUGUGUCCGACCGAGCGGCCACCAGACUCAACGCCAUUUCCGAGGACGACAAGAACCCUUUGCUGGCUCUCCGAAUUGAGGUGGAGUCCGGUGGAUGCCAUGGCUUCCAAUACAAGCUGGAGCUGUCCGACGUGGAGGACGUCGAUUUUGAGAUGGACAGUGUGUUCGAGAAGAACGGCGCUCGAAUUCUCAUUGACAAGAGCUCUCUGGAGAUUCUGCGAGAAUCCAACAUUGAUUACACAACCGAGCUUAUUGGCAGCCAGUUCAAGGUGGUGGACAGUCCCUACACUGUGAGUGCUUGUGGCUGCGGCUCCUCCUUCGACUUCGACGAAAGCAAGUUGGCCUAA